UCAGCCUAUGGAGCAAAGGGUCAGUUCAAGGAAGGUCCCAUUACACAGUGACUGGAGAAGGCGAUGAUACUCUAGUGGAGAAGACUUCCAGGACUUCCAGGCUGCUCUCCAAUCAUAAGAAACCCUAGGUCAUUUAGUCAACAUUAUGACUUUCCAAGGUUCCUCUGCAGCUCUUCUCCUGGUGUCUUUGCUUCUGUCUCCAGCUCUGUGUCACAUCGAGACCCGUGCUCAUGCAGAGGAGAGACUGUUGAAAAAGCUUUUCGUGGCGUACAACAAGUGGUCGCGUCCUGUUGCUAACAUAUCCGAUGCGGUUCUUGUGCGAUUUGGUCUUUCCAUUGCUCAGCUCAUCGAUGUGGACGAGAAGAACCAGAUGAUGACAACCAAUGUCUGGGUGAAACAGGAAUGGCAUGACUACAAGCUGCGCUGGGACCCCCUGGAAUAUGAGAAUAUCACAUCGAUCAGAAUCCCCUCGGAGCUGAUCUGGAGGCCAGACAUCGUCCUGUAUAACAAUGCUGAUGGAGAUUUUGCAGUUACUCAUCUGACCAAAGCUCAUCUCUUUCACGAUGGACGCAUAAAAUGGAUGCCUCCUGCCAUUUACAAGAGCUCCUGCAGCAUUGAUGUCACAUUUUUUCCCUUUGACCAGCAGAACUGCACCAUGAAGUUUGGUUCAUGGACUUACGAUAAAGCAAAAAUUGACCUAAUUAGCAUGCACAAUCACGUUGACCAGCUAGACUACUGGGAGAGCGGAGAAUGGGUCAUUGUCAAUGCUGUUGGCAAUUACAACAUCAAAAAGUAUGAGUGCUGCACAGAAAUAUACUCAGACAUCACAUAUUCCUUCAUCAUUAGAAGGCUUCCUUUAUUCUACACAAUUAACCUCAUCAUCCCAUGCCUUCUCAUCUCCUGCUUGACAGUGCUGGUCUUCUACUUGCCUUCAGAGUGUGGAGAGAAAAUUACUUUGUGUAUUUCAGUGCUACUGUCUCUAACUGUCUUCCUCCUCCUCAUUACAGAGAUCAUACCUUCCACUUCUCUGGUAAUCCCUUUGAUUGGUGAAUAUCUUCUGUUCACUAUGAUCUUUGUUACUUUGUCUAUUAUAAUCACAGUAUUUGUGUUGAAUGUGCACCACCGCUCUCCUCGCACACACACCAUGCCAGCCUGGGUACGUAGAAUAUUCUUAGAUGUGGUACCUCGGGUACUAUUCAUGAAGAGACCAGCAAAAGAUAACUGCAAGAAGCUAAUUGAGUCUCUACAUGCUAGACGACUCAGUCCUCCACCCAGGCUGUGGCCUGAGACUGAGAUUGAACCAGCCUUCCAGAGCUCAUCAUCAGCGAGUCCCACCAGUCAGAGAGCCUCACCUACAUCUUCCUGCUGCCACCAGCUAGAACAAACAGCCAACACCCAAGUGAUCUGCAAGUCACCAUCAGGGCAAUAUUCAAUGUUGUGUGAAGAAUCAACACUGACUAGUUGUCCUUCUCCACAAAAUAAGACCCACCUUCUUGCAGAGCCUCAUACCAACCUGAUGCCAAAAGUACGUUCUGUAAGUGUCCAACAGAUGUACACCCCCAAAGAAAUCAAUGAGGGCACAAUUCGUUGUCGCUCCAGAAGCAUACAGUACUGCUACCUUCACGAGGAUUCCUUUCAGACCAAUGGCCAAUCCAGCAACUCUCCAUUGUCUCAGAGAUGCCAUGUUAAUGAAGGACAGCAAGGGAGUCAAAACUCCCAAUGUAAAUGCAAGUCCAAAACUCAAGAAAAACCAAGUGGUGCCAGUCAAGUUACCAAAACGAUUAGUGCCAAAGAGCAGCAUGUACUUCUAAUGUCCCCAUCUCUCAAGCUGGCCAUAGAAGGAGUACACUACAUUGCAGACCACCUGAGAGCAGAGGACACUGACUUCUCUGUAAAGCAGGAUUGGAAGUAUGUCGCUAUGGUGAUUGACCGAAUCUUCUUAUGGAUGUUUAUCAUCGUCUGCCUCUUGGGAACCGUUGGACUGUUCCUCCCACCUUGGCUGGCCGGAAUGAUAUAA
Molecule: messenger RNA, 2017 nt
Organism: Bufo bufo (common toad)
Lineage: Eukaryota; Metazoa; Chordata; Amphibia; Anura; Bufonidae
Gene: CHRNA4
Product: cholinergic receptor nicotinic alpha 4 subunit
Exons: 6
Coding region: 146-2017 (623 amino acids)
Biological process (GO): regulation of membrane potential; nervous system process; chemical synaptic transmission
Cellular component (GO): neuron projection; synapse; postsynaptic membrane
Molecular function (GO): acetylcholine-gated monoatomic cation-selective channel activity; transmembrane signaling receptor activity
Source: RefSeq, a predicted model, not a curated record